CCCGCAGUCCUCGCGAAGCUGCUGGUUUAUUCCUUGCUUCGCCAGAAGAAGCGGACGUUUGCAGGUGCUCGCUUGGCGCGGUUCGGGCAGGGGGGAGGAACAACCCUCCCGUCUGGCUCCGCGUGCUCUCCGGGGGGGCGGGGGGGUGUCUCGGCGCCUUCAGGGACGGGCUGCAGUGUCUCCUGCUCUAAGCACCACCCAGAGCUGCGCAGAUCAGAAAACUGGAAGCAGCACUUCACCCAAUUUCUAACCAACACUAUGUACCGUCUUCCUUUCACUCCUGGGAUCUCCAGAAUGCACAGUGCAUGAGGUCUGGUGCUGCUGACAGAGGGGCUGAACAUUUGGCAGUUAAUAACAAGGGCCACAAACCAUGUCUGGUUCCUAUGAUGAAACUGCGGCAUCUGCUGAAGAAAUAACUGACAGCUUUUGGGAGGUGGGGAACUACAAACGGACUGUGAAACGGAUUGAUGAUGGAUAUCGGUUGUGCAAUGACCUGAUGAACUGUGUCCACGAGCGGGCCAAGAUUGAGAAGGCAUAUGGCCAGCAGCUGAUUGAUUGGUCCAAGCGGUGGAGGCAGCUAAUAGAGAAAGGCCCACAGUAUGGCAGUCUGGAGAAAGCAUGGAUGGGUAUAAUGACAGAGGCGGACAAGGUGAGCGAACUGCACCAGGAAGUGAAGAAUAGCUUGUUGAAUGAUGACUUCGAGAAGGUGAAGAACUGGCAGAAAGAUGCCUUCCACAAACAAAUCAUGGGAGGCUUCAAGGAGGCUAAGGAAGCAGAGGAUGGUUUUCGGAAAGCGCAGAAACCUUGGGCCAAGAAGAUGAAGGAGCUGGAAGCAGCCAAGAAAGCCUAUCACCUGGCCUGCAAAGAGGAGAAACUGGCUAUGACCCGGGAAGCCAACAGCAAGUCUGAGCAGUCCAUCACCCCAGACCAGCAGAAGAAACUGCAGGACAAGGUGGACAAGUGCAAGCAGGAUGUGCAAAAGACCCUGGAGAAAUAUGAAAAGGUGGUGGAAGAGAUAAGCAAGUGCACCCCCCAGUACAUGGAGAGCAUGGAGCAAGUCUUUGAGCAGUGCCAGCAGUUUGAAGAGAAGAGACUCAGCUUCCUGAAGGAGGUGCUAUUGGAUAUUAAGAGGCACCUGAAUCUGGCAGAGAACAGCAGCUAUGCUAAAGUCUAUCGCGAUCUGGAGCAGACCAUCCGCAUAGCAGAUGCUCAGGAGGACCUCCGAUGGUUCCGCAACAACUGUGGCCCAGGGAUGCCUAUGAACUGGCCUCAAGUUGAGGAAUGGAAUCCAGAUGCCACACAAACAGUAACAAGGAGAGAGAAGCCCAAGAAGAAUGAAGGAGGCAACACACCCAAUGCUAGUAGAGCUGGGGAGUCAGCAGCACAGUCUGGGGACCGUGGCAGUGUGAGCAGCUAUGAUCGAGGGCAAGCCUACACUACAGAGUGGUCGGAUGAUGAGGGUGGCAACACCUACAACUCCAGUGAAGCUAAUGGUGGUGCCAACCCCUUUGAGGAGGAGACUGCUGGGAAAGGCGUGCGUGUGCGAGCUCUGUAUGAUUAUGAUGGGCAGGAGCAGGAUGAACUGAGUUUCAAAGCAGGUGAUGAAUUAACCAAAUUAGGUGAAGAGGAUGAACAAGGGUGGUGCAAAGGUCGUCUGGACAAUGGGCAGCUUGGUCUCUAUCCAGCUAACUAUGUGGAAGCCAUCUAGUUUUGUUGUGUUCUCCUCACUGCUGUCACAAAAAAAAAAAACCGACCCUCUGUCAUCUCCCAUCUCUCUAUGCCAGCCAAGUAGCCAUCUUGCCGUCCGUUCAUUCACUCAGCACAGUUAGAGAUCCAAACAUAUUUUCCAAUCAAUCUUAUUUUUUAAGAGCCAUCUCUGAAGAGUAUUUUGCAGUCGCUUUAACUUUUUUUUAGAUAAUGUGAUAUGAAAGGUCGAUACUGUGGUGGUGGGAGGUUAUUUUGUAAAUGAAAGUCAAUACCUCAAGCCCUUAAAGUCUAACCAACAAGGCUUCUGAUUGGUUGGUUUUUAAGGAUACUAUAUUAAUGAGCCGCCUUCCAAUUGGCUUGAACUGUUUCAAAAUGUCUGGCACUUAAGUUACUGGGGCCAAUCCAAUUCACCCUCUUUGAAUAGACCGAAGCCAGUAAAAUAAGGAGGAAGCUGGGUAUAUCCUCUUUGAGUUUAUUUCUCUCAUCCCCUUUCUAUAUAGUUUUUGUCUGCUUUUUCCUGCUUCAAAGAGAAAACAACAGAUACUCUUUUCCUUCACUGCCAAGCCCCAACCAAUAUCAUUGUGGUGCAAUAUUCAAGCCUCCAACUGAUCACCCCAAGCUAUUGCUUGAACUGAAGAAUUGUAUGCACAUGCAGUGACUCUCGAGCCCUCUGGUGCUGUUUUCACCUUUCAUGAGAUCAGAGCAUGCUGUAGUUUCUCAUCAGGCUUGGGCUCCAAGUUCAAACAUGAACAUCCUGUGCAAAUCAUCAAACCAUAUCUCACUGGCUUCUUUCUCCCAGCUUCUCUUUUUUGAACUGGGCUGCAUUCCCAGGAAUUAUUUUGAUGGCUAAUCAGAUUCAUUCUUCUACAGAAACCUAGUAAAAAAUUUUCUUCUAUUUCUGGUCUGGAAAAGACCUCCAACUAGAUGAAAGGCUGGUCUAGGAAAGCUAAUGGCUGUCUACCCAGCUCAACAAAGGAACUAUGAAUGGAAGAGGUAUCUGUAUAGUCCCAGAAAACUUCACUAGAAACUUGUUGAUGAUUUUUGACAGUUUCUCAUUCUUAACGAAGAUUUCCUGGUAAGAUGCUGAAGAUAAUCAGAAUUCUACUAGAAGCAAAUCUUUAAAUGGAACCCAAACCUUCAGGCAAAGAAAGUAGUCCCUCAACCACCUAGAGGCUGAUUGAGAGUCAUACAGUGUACUGGUGAAGAAACCAAGGAUUUGGCCCAAAUCCUAGGAGGGAAGUCAUAUCUCUGUACCAGUUCAGUACAUAAUAAAGGGAUGCAGCUGGUAAUUCAAUAUAAUUAUGACAUAGAAGUGAUUAAUUGGAUGGCAUCAGCUUGCAGUAAAUGCCAAAAGUAGUCCCACUCAAAAGUAUUCUUAAAGUAGUCAAAAAAAGAACCUGGUUAGAUUUCUGUACCCACGUGAACAGCAGUUGCCAUGACUGUGCAGAGAUUCUGAAUAAAGUUCCAAAGGGAGGGGAUACAUCCAGGCGAUAGCAGAAAUAUACAGAGGCUUAUCUGAACCUAUACACAGAAUCUGAGACUUAGAUACUGUCCCAUUUCCAAGUAUAACACAUAUACUUCUGAGAAAAGUUUUUGUAAUAGAAUGCUGAAUAAAGUACUAUAUCAUUCAUUUUGAGGUGUGUAGUAGCAUCCUAGGAUCUGAGCUCAAAAAUGCAAGGAAGGAGCUUGAGGACCAGCAGAUGUUUGCUGAAGUUAAGAAUUCUUGGGUCUUGAGUGAGCUUUAAUAAAGAGAAUGAGGACAUCAUCUAUAGAAGCUUGAAUUCAGUUGGGGAUUUAUGAUGCCCAGCUUUCAGAAUAGAUUGUUAAAUGCAAACACUUAAUGUCAGUAUAAGGAAAUAUGACCGGCUUUUUGCCAUUGGAGUGAAGAAGCUGGUUCUGUGGAAUAGCAUGGACCUCAUAACUGAGAAUCUGCUGAGAGUUUUGUGUGCUCCCAGACCAAAUGGACCUGGCUUUCACUAUCCAGAGAAACUCCUGUCUGCAGUGGAAGAAGCUAUUAUAUGAAAAGUAUGGAUGACAGUUCAUCUCCAUAUUUGGCCAAAGACAUCUUUGACUUUUAAACUGGGUUCUAAUUCAGUACCCUUUUAAUAAGUUAGAUCUUUCAGCAAGUUCCCAUUUCUGACUGGGAGCUGGACAAGAGAUUUAUAUCUGAAAAGGUAAACAAAUAACAAAUCAAUUCGUUAUAUUACCUAAACAGUCCAAAGCACAAUUGUGGCAAACUUCUGCUGUACCUACCCCACUGAGCAUAGUUCCUGUUAAUUUUGGUGGAGUUGGUGAAAGAUAACGUAUUAGUGGAUUGUAUUCUAAGAUGACUGUAAAUCAUACCUGUCUUCAUAUGAUUGUACCUAGUAAUGCCAAGAUAUUGAGAUGGGAAAUGCCAGCCCAAAGCUUCUCCACUACAUUGGAGAGGGAUCAACUCUGCUGUAGAGGUGAUUUGCUGUUAAGUUAGUUAUUAUGGGGAAAUCAUGCAAUAAAAGUCAGCAUUUCAACAUGUAAUGCAAAUGUCUCCAGUCAGUAUAAUUAACUUCAUUUCCUGUACACAAAUAGCUGGUUACAAGUUCUUUAUCCCCCCCCCCCCCCCCCCCGCACCCCAUUAUAACAGUAUUCUUUAUGUUUCUUUACCAAUUGAAUGCUGUCUGUGUUAGGUAUUCCCAACAUGAAACUAUAAGGAAAGAGAAACCAGUAUAAAUAGUGAAUGAGCAUAUCAACAGUAAUGGAGCAUAUCAUCAAAAGGGAAGCCUUUAUCCAAUUCUGUUCAUUCAUCAGUCUUUUAAAUAAUAAUAAUGUUUCAGUCCUUUAAGAACUUGUCCCUUCUUCAAACAAGGAAGCUGGAUAAAAUACCAUGUAUUUCUCCGUAUACCUUUUGUCGUCUCAUAUUUUGUUAUCUCAGAAGACAUUUCAUCAAGAUUUUUGAGUCAUCUCUUCUCUGGAGGAACCGGAAUAGCUAACUGUGAAAUAAUUUGUCAUGAGGUCUUUUCUCCAUUAGGGCACAAUGUCCUGACAUGAUGGUGCACAUCAACUGGAAUGGUCUCAUCUUCAGUCAACACAUAUUUUGGACCAGUGGCAUCAGAUGAUUCAAUCUUCCAGCCACCUCCCACUCACUAACUUGUGCUCUUUUCACAUAUCCCACCUCAGAGAAUUCACAUGACAUUUACUCCUGUUUUCCAGGACUAAUUUUUCUGUGUGUGGUUAGUGUACCUCUUUAUUAACAUUCUCUUGUUAAGGGUACCAUUUCACAUCUGAUUCAACCUCCAGCUGACUUAUGGGGGCUUAUGGCUAGUGUAGUGUAAAGUAGCUAGUAUAUUUUCUUGUUUUCAUGAAAUAAGGAUUCCCCAGUCUUUCUGUCAUCCCCUUCCACAACAAUCUCUUGGAUUUUUGUAAAUGCUGACCAUCACUCCUCCUCCAUUGCAGUCUGUUACUGCGAUCUAUUUAUUUUAUGAAUUAUUGGACCCAGUGACCAAGUGUUGUCCGUGAAUGAAUGAAACAAGCAGCAUACUGGAUUAAAUAGACAAGAAUUCUUCGACCUUCAACUACUUUUUUUUUGUUAGAUUAAAAAACUUUGAGGAAUGCUGUUGUCUCAGCAAUGCACCUGUUUUUGUAUAUUGACUGUGUAAUUUAAAACAAAAAGGUAUAUAUAUACAUAUAUAUAUAUUGUGACUGUAUUACUGUGUAUACAAAAAGAUGACUGAUCUAUGUAAAUGUUACAUGGAUUUUAAUUCUUGUUUGAUUUUCGUACUCUUAAUAUCUCCUGAUGUAGAUGUAGCUGUCAUGUUUACAAGGUGAGCUUCAUGCUGGGCUUGAUCAGGCCAUUGGUGUGGAAAGUGAACGAAAGGGUCGUUUUGACUGCCAGAGUGGUGGCAAUCCAGUACUGAACUUUCCCUCCUGAAUUUGAUUUCUCUCAAUCCAAACCUCAGGCUUAAUUUGACCUCCAGUCCUCACCUAAUCCAAAGAACAGACCUCACACACAGUUCUGCUCUGUUUUUGUUGUAUUCAGACUGUUUCUAAUGGACUUCUGCUUCGUUUGAAUGCAGAGAAUAUACUUUUGGGUAUGGUGAACUUUCUUGUUAGGUACCAUCUUGUUCUGCAUAGAAAGCGCUGGAUUUAGUUUUUCUGAUCUGCAUGGUAGGGAUCAAGAUGGGAACAAGAUAUAGAACAGAGAUACAAAUUGAAAUUGAUGGCAUGUAUAUUUUGUUAAAGGUAGAGAUGGUAGCAGGUUUUAUUUAAAGCCUUUAUCUUAACAAAAGAGAAUUUCCUACCAAAAUGGGUCUGGUGUCCCCCGCUCCCAGGUUGUUAGGCAGAAGGAAGCAGAGUUUAUUUAGAAGGGCUACCUCUCACUCCCUUUUCUGGAAUGCUACUCGUUGCAAGUACCGAGUUCCAUGAUGUCAGUGGCAAACACAGAGGCCAUGAUGGAGAGGCUGACACUUGCAGAAAUCUGUGUGCAUUGACAUUUAGCUUGCUGCUUUCAUAAUAACCUUUUGAGCACUUGCAACAGCAUGCUGAGAAUCAACGCACACAUCAUUCCAGGUGAACGCUCAGCCUUCACAUGACUGCUUCCAUGUAUGACACCUGGAACCUGAAAUGCAGCAUGCAUAGUGGUUACCACCCAUGGCCUGAAACUGAGGGCCAAACUACACAUUCUGUUAUUUAAUGAUUUUGGUCCAGGGUCAUUGCAGCUCUUCAACAGCUGCAGGGAAUGACUUUUUAAAAAUGAAGGAAGUCUGGAUGGGCUCAGAAUGCUGCUGUGUGAGGAGGAAGGGGUCCUGUCUUCCUCCCUUUCAAACUGUUUUCUGGUGUCAAAUCAGCACUUGGAGUUAUUUAUUUAUUUAUGCUAUUUUUGGUGCUGGAAAACAGCUUUGGAAAGAAACUGGGAGACUCCCUCUUGGCAGCAUCCCAAGCCCGAUUGGGCUCUAUUUUUUCAAAGCUAUUCCAGCCAACUGCUGUGUCGCUGCCAAGAACCCAAGAUGAAGAACCCAGUCCUAACUUGAUAGAAACUGGAACAUGUAGUUUGGCCCUCAAUGUGCGCAGUGGUUACCAUACUGCAAGUGGUCACAAGAAUCAGCCCUGAGUCUGCUGUUUUUGUUUGCAUGGCCCAUGGUCCACAUAGUGAAUGCUGGGGAGGGGGGGGGGGAGCUGUGGCCCAUUUCCCCACUUGUUCUGAUUAAAAGUUAUGUGUCACAUUGGGGGUGGAGGGCCUAUGCUAAAGAGUAUUGCUACAUUCAGCAAAGCUACAUACUAGCAGAUGGAGAUUAAUGUAUUUGUGUCAUGCCAGUCUGCCUCUUCCAUAAAAAGCAAAAACUAUACUUAAGAAAUACAAUAAUAAAAGGAUUAUUUUAUUCAUG
This is a messenger RNA of Sphaerodactylus townsendi, 7064 nucleotides long. It is a transcript of the gene PACSIN1, whose product is annotated as protein kinase C and casein kinase substrate in neurons 1. Lineage: Eukaryota; Metazoa; Chordata; Lepidosauria; Squamata; Sphaerodactylidae. The coding region runs from base 371 to 1708 and encodes 445 amino acids. Gene Ontology annotation, biological process: regulation of endocytosis; positive regulation of dendrite development; neuron development. Gene Ontology annotation, molecular function: protein binding; phospholipid binding. The transcript has 11 exons. The record is from RefSeq and is a predicted model, not a curated record. Gene Ontology annotation, cellular component: plasma membrane; endosome; cytoplasm.